Messenger RNA from Angiostrongylus costaricensis, 933 nucleotides. The record is from the annotation of a GenBank genome assembly. Lineage: Eukaryota; Metazoa; Nematoda; Chromadorea; Rhabditida; Metastrongylidae.
AUGGUGGACGAGGACGAGAAUGAUGACAAUGAGGUAGUCGGUGACUGUGCUCCGUGUGCUGAGAGGAGUUCUAGCAGUGGUGUACUUGUUUCUGUAAAGUAUCUUCUUCACAGUUCUACGAAUCCGCCUCGUGCUCACCGUUUCGUUCGUGCUAUGAUUAUUGGGUACGGAUGUGUCGGCGUCAAGAGCCUUUUACGGAUGCUUGAAAUGGAUACACGCUGCUAUUCUUUCGAACAAGUUCGUAACGCCGCUGUAGGAUUCGUUAAGGCGGAUGUGCUUGGUGAGUUAUCGAACGUGUUAAAGGAUACUGAAGCAGAACGAGUGAUCGUAGACAUGAUUGGGCAAUGUCAAGAACAUUUGAACGAGGAUGGAUUAUGGCGACAGUUCCGGAAUAUUUUCCCCAGACAUCAUUCCAGUGCGCAAAGAUUUAAGAGGAAUGGAGUGGUGGUUGACCGACAUUUACGCAAGUUCUUAGAAAAGGCUGCCGAUCUCUUUCCAAGUGAUUUUUUUGGUACAAAGAAUAAACGUCAACUAUUGGACGCACUCUGUAGUGCACUGGAGUUGAAAGAUAGGAAUGAAAUGAAUAUGUUAUCUGCUUGUCUUGAUGGUCAUAUUGAGAUCAUGGGGUUCAAACCCCUUGGUGGUAGGGUUGGAAGACUUUACUUUGCCAAAGCUGACAUCAGUAAUUGCUACGCAAGUGUUGAUAGAGGAAUACUAAGGAAAGCUUUGCAAAUGGUGAUAGGAGAUCGAAUGAUGUACGUUGUUUAUGGAUACGGGAAAAUUUCAAAAAUGGCCAACGUUCGUGUUCAUCGAGCUGGUCCGACAUAUGAUAUUGCUGUGAAGUCUAUGUUAAAGGCAAUGAAACAAAAGAAGCUCAAGGACGUGACGGCAAUUCCUGUUCGAACAGAAGUAUGUGAGAAAACUUUCAGUUGA